Nematolebias whitei (Rio pearlfish) is the source of this 1577-nucleotide messenger RNA. Its product is annotated as neurogenic differentiation factor 2. The record is from RefSeq and is a predicted model, not a curated record. Lineage: Eukaryota; Metazoa; Chordata; Actinopteri; Cyprinodontiformes; Rivulidae. The coding region runs from base 173 to 1318 and encodes 381 amino acids. Gene Ontology annotation, molecular function: protein dimerization activity. The transcript has 2 exons.
ACACGGCUCCCUCCACACGUUUUGAGCUGGGGGGAUAGGAGCAGCAGCAGAGGCGCGAGCGCAACAUCAGCAUCCGCGCGGGGCGUGUGGAUGUGAUGCCCACCCGGAGAGAGAUGGUGUAAACAAACCCGUUUCGUCCCGUCACUGAGCUCCACCACGGAGGUUGCUCGUCAUGUUGAGCCGUCUGUUCAGCGAGGUGCUGCCGGACGUCCAGAGGCUCGCGGCCGACUGGGUGGAGGACACGGACAACGAGCACUGCAAGGUGAAGGAGGAGCGCGAGGCGUGCCGCGCCCGAGGGGACGAGCUGGACGAGCCGCGCGAAGGCAGCAGCCGCGCGGAGUCGGAGAUGGCCGGCGACGAUGAGGAGGACGACGAGGGCGAGGAGGAGGAGGUGGAGGAGGAGGAAGAGGAGGAGGAGGAGGAGGAGGAGGGGGGCUGCGGCGCGGAUGAGAACGGAGGCAAGCCGAAGAAGCGCGGGCCGAAGAAACGGAAGAUGACGGCGGCGCGCGUGGAGCGCUCCAAGGUGCGGCGGAUGAAGGCGAACGCGCGGGAGCGCACGCGCAUGCACGACCUGAACUCGGCGCUGGACAACCUGCGCAAGGUGGUGCCGUGCUACUCCAAGACCCAAAAACUCUCCAAGAUAGAGACGCUGAGGCUGGCCAAGAACUACAUCUUGGCCCUGGGGGAGAUUUUACGCAACGGCAAGCGUCCAGAUGUGGUGACCUAUGUGCAGAUGUUGUGCAAGGGCCUGUCCCAGCCCACCACCAACCUGGUGGCAGGCUGCCUGCAGCUCAACACCAGGAACUUCCUGACGGAGCCGUGCGCGGACGGAGCCCGCUUCCACGUGCCCAGCUCGCCCUUCUCCGUGCAUCCGUACCCCUACCGGUGCUCGCGCCUCUCCAGCCCGCAUUACCAGGCCGGAACAGGCGCGCUCAACCUGCGCGCCCACUCCUACGGCUCUGGGUACGAGGCCGUGUACCUGCCUGGGGGGACGUCCCCGGACUACAACAGUCCGGACUACGAGGGCCAGCACAGCCCGUCUGUGUGCCUGAAGCAGCAGCAGCAGCAGCAGCAGCAGCAGCAGCAGCAGCAGCAGCAGCAGCAGGAGGAGUCCUCAGAGACGGACAGGAACUACCAUUACUCUAUGCACUACUCCGGACUGACCACGUCGAGACCCGGCCACAGCCUUCACUUUGGGUCCACGGGGGCGCGCAGCGGUGGCGCGCACUCUGAAAACAUUCCACCUUUCCACGAGGUCCACUUGCAUCACGACAGGGCGCCUCCGUACGAGGAGCUCAACGCGUUUUUCCACAACUGAGCUCAGAACAGUGACUUCCCUGAAACAACCCUUGAACUUCUAACGAUGUUCUGAAAAACACGCGCGCGUGGAAAGAAUGAUCCUCUCUGAUGUAAACUCUGUUGUAUCCAUGAGUCCCUGAAUGAGCGCAAUGAAACAUGUAAACACGACCUACACCAACAACAGAAAUAAAAAAAGAGUGUUUUAUAAUUGUCUGAGAUGAUGGUAGACAUUUUUUGUUAUAAACUUUUCCUCAAAAUGACUUCAGUUUUAAAAAGAG